This is a messenger RNA of Oryza sativa Japonica Group (Japanese rice), 1877 nucleotides long. The record is from RefSeq and is a predicted model, not a curated record. NCBI's taxonomy places the organism in Eukaryota, Viridiplantae, Streptophyta, Magnoliopsida, Poales, Poaceae.
UCUCUCAAUCUCCUCUUAUCUUGGGCAGUAGUGGCGCUACCUCUUUCUUCUCUCUAUCUCUCAACGAGCGCGGCGCGAGCAAGAGGAGCGCGCACCCCGGCGACAUCAGAGCUCGUCGACGCCGGGGACUCUGCGCGGCGGCUAGGGAGUUCGCCCGCCGGAGCAAGGGCUGGGCGGGACAAAGAGAAGAAAUCUGCAGCGAACCCAUGGCGAUUCUGCCCCUCUCGAUUUCCCACUCUCUUACCUCCGCCUUGUCCGCCACCUCCUCCGGCAUCGGCAGGCCAGUUGCCCGCCUCCUCCACCCGCGGGUCCCCUCCCGUCCCACCGUCAUCUGCCUCGCCGCGCCGCCCAAGGUACCCGUCCCCAUCGCCUCACCGGCUUCACUAGGGGACGACCCUUCCAAAUGGGACCCGGCCGAGUGCGACGCCCUUCUCCGCGGCGGCGAGCAGGUCGCCUCCGUGCUCCAGGAGAUGCUCAAGCUGAUGGAAGACAUGGAGAUGGAUGGCUCGUUUGAAUCAUUGGCUGUGGAGUUGAUCGCUCAAGGAGUCAUUGGGAAAAGAGUUGAUGAGAUGGAAUCUGGCUUUCUAAUGGCACUUGAUUACAUGAUACAGCUUGCUGAGAAGGAUAGUGACAAUGAGCGUAAAUCUCUCCUUGAGGUAGUCAAGCAGACAGUGCUGGAUCAUCUCACAAAAAAAUGCCCUCCACAUGUUCAAGUGGUUGGACUUCUUUGCCAGACUGAAAAGAAGGAUAGCAGACAUGAAUUACUGCGUCGUGUAGCUGCUGGUGGAGGUGUGUUUAAAAAUGAUAAAGGCCUUAAGUGCCAGAUUCCAGGGGCCAAUCUUAAUGAUAUUGCAAACCAGGCAGAUGAUCUCUUGGAGUCAAUGGAAUCAAGGCCCACAAUUCCUGAUCGAAAACUUCUCGCUAGACUAGUUAUCGUAAGAGAGGAGGCUCGAAAUAUGAUGGGAGGUGGCCUGUUAGAUGAAAGAAAUGACCGUGGUUUCACAACGCUUCCUGAGGCAGAGGUGAACUUCUUGAGCAAGCUGGUUGCUCUCAAACCUGGGAAAGCAUUGGAGAGGAUGAUCAAGGAUGUUAUGCAGGGCAAGGCAGAAGGUGCUGAUAACAUUGAAAAUGCAAAUGCUGGACCAGAUUCUAAGCUUAAUCAUCUAACUGGGAUAUCUGGAAGGGGAAGUGUGACAGGCCUCAAGCCACGGCCAGUCCGUCCAGGAAUGUUCCUUGAGACGGUUUCUAAGGUUCUAGGUGGUAUAUAUGCAAACAACACAUCUGGCAUUACAGCACAACAUCUAGAAUGGGUACAUCAAACAACACUGAAGAUUCUUCAGGAAAUGGCCUUCUAAUGCUGUUUUCUGGACGACAUUCACUGCCCUGUUCAAGUAUAUGAACUCCCUAGAUUCUUGGCCCUUUUAAGCUUAUGAUAUUACAGCCUAGUGGGCAAAAGGAUCAUGGUAUGGACCUUAGUCUUGCUGCAAAAACUUAUUGAUUUUUUUUUACCAGUGAAUGGCAAAUCUUGGAGGAACUUGAGUGGCCAUUACUAAUAUAGUUAAAAAUAGAAGCAGAAGAAAUGAUGUCUGGGCAUGCAAAGGCCAAUGGUGAUCUCUGGGUGGAAUGUAAUAUUUAUACCACAUUUAGUGCAGAAGUAAAGUAAGAGCUUCGAAAAGCAAAUAGUCAAAUGGACACAGUGAUAUUUAGCUUAGCUUCCUACAAUGGAUAUUAAGAGAGUUUAGCUUACUUUUGAGUGAAAUAGAAGAUGGCCUUAGAUCUAACAUGAUAUGUAUCGCCCUUUUCCAUUUUGCAGGAUUUUCUUUGUCUCAAAAUAUAUUUUCAAAUUUUAUAUUGCUGGAAGCCAGGGAUACUUUUUA